UGUUCGAUCGUGUUGUUUACACUUUUUUAACACUAACAGCCUGAAUAUGAAGGUGUUUGAUCCCAUUUCAACCCACCUUUUUAUGUCUGAAAACUCAAAACACCGAAAUUCAACCAACGAAAGAGAGGUAUCAUGACCAAGACAGUUGAGUUACAUGUAUAACACUUUUUGUUUAGAAGAGAGCUCAAGCGAGGGAGCCAUCAUUGAGCCAGUUGACAAAAAACAUUGAUUAUUGCUGCAGCUUCAAAAUGGUUCUUUCAGUUUCAAUUCGCUAAAUAACAAGCUAUUGUCAAGGUUGUCAAGGUUCACACCACCCCACAUACGACCCACACAAUGAAUUUGAAGUGUAGUAAGCGUGUGUGUUCUGCUUUUAGUUUCUGUUCAAACAUGGAGCAGCCAUGAGUUUCAACCUUUGAUCAGUUUUAUCACUCAGAAUGAGGUGCGGGCAGACCUAUAUAUGCUAAUGAACGGACUGACACCGGUGGCUGACCUCCAUGAUCGAUUGCAGGGACUGGGAAAUCCCAUUUCACCAAAAUAGCCGUUUUCAUCCGCGCCAAAUGAGUUGUAUGCUGAAGUACUACUAGUUGGUCAUGUCGGUCUAGUGCUAUCCCUCUCCUCCUCUCGCCAGCAAGAAUUGUAAAAAUUGAAUUUAUUUAAUCAACUCUGACAAGCCACCACAAUGGAAUUCCCUCAAUCAGCAGCACUGACAGCUGUGUUAGGAGUUGCAAUACUUUGGAUUCUGUGUUGGCGUCGAAGUGGAAGUAAACGGAAAUUCAAACGACGGAUUCCAGGUGUUCCUGAUCAACCAGUGGAGUACAACAUUCAAGAAGGAAAGGGUAUGCCAGCUAUUCCUGGAAGAGUUGCAAGAGCUCUUUUGAAACUAACCCAUUCGCUUCUUGGAAAGGUCUUCCUAAUGCCUUCAGUCAUGAGAAAAACAAAUGUGUUAAUCUUGCGGGAUAUUUUGAUGAAGGACUUGCCAACCUUUGCACCUCUGAUCCCAUGGGAGGGGUCUAAAACACCCAAGAAGUCGAAGGAUGCAGUGGACUUGAUGAAGUCUUUGGCAAGUAAAGCUGAUGCCGGCAAGAAACUGGAGUCGGACUUCCACUUUAUGGAUAUAUCGGACUUUCACAACGCUUACAGUAUAGGGAAGCUGACCCCGACUGAUGUAGCUAUAAAAGCAAUCAAAAAUAUCAAAGAUUCCGACGCUGUUGAACCCAAACUGAGAGCGUUCGUUGAGAUCAACGAAGAGCAAAUCUUGGAGGCUGCUAAAGAGUCUACGAAUCGUUAUCAGAAAAACAAGCCGCUGUCGGUCUUAGAUGGAGUUCCUGUUGGGAUCAAGGAUGAAAUUCAAGUGGCAUCCCAUCAUCUUCGAAUGGGUUCAACCUAUAUGGGCCACAGCCUUGAGACGGAGGAUUCCGAGGUGAUACGGAGACUGAGAGCAAACGGAGCCAUUAUCUUGGGAAUGACCAACAUGCAAGAGAAUGGAAUGGGAACAACUGGAAUCAAUAUUAGCAAGUAUCAUGGUACACCAAGGAAUCCUUACAAUGUCAACCAUUUCACUGGUGGAAGCUCCAGUGGAUCAGCUGCUGCAGUGGCUGCAGGUCUAUGUCCAGUUGCUCUCGGUACCGACGGUGGUGGCUCAGUGCGAAUACCAGCAACAUUUUGUGGCACCGUUGGAUUGAAACCGACAUUUGCUCGCAUCCCGUGUCUAGGCUCACCUGUUAAUGGUUUCUCUGUAUGCUCAUUGGGUCCACUGUGUAACAGUGUUAGAGAUGCUGCAAUAGCGUAUGCUUGCAUCGCUGGUCCCUGCCCUUCUGACAGUCUCUCCAGUAAUCAACCACCAGUAGAACUGACUGGAUUCAACGACAAAGAUUUGAAGGGAAUGAAGCUUGGAAUCGAUAAGCAAUUCUAUGAACAUGCUGAUCCUGAAAUUGUUGGAGCCUGUAAUAAAGCUCUGGAUGUCCUAAAGUCUCACGGAGCUGAAGUUGUAGACAUUCAGAUUCCAGAGUUAGAGGAGGCAAGGAUUGCUCAUAUCAUCACCAUCUUAGCUGAGAUGAGAUCCAGUCUACAUGAAGCUUUCUGUAACCAGUACAGUGAACAGUAUUUUGAGAAUGCAGGUCUGUUGUCUACCACUGAAAUGCUGACCACUACUGAUUAUAUCCAAGCUCAGAGGCAGAAGACUCGAACCAUCACUUUCCUGAAGAGCAUCUUCAAAGAUGUGGAUGUCAUCUUGCUGCCUGGUAAUGCAAUACUGGCUCCUGAGAUCAAACCAGGAUAUCUCAAACAUGGCUUCAGUGAUACAUCCAUGACGGCGGAUAUAAUAAGGCACGUCUUCUUAGCUAAUCUAACUGGAAUACCAGCCAUGACGGUACCGGUUGGUUACAGCAUGGAGGGUCUACCGAUCUCUCUUCAGAUCAUGGGUGCUUGGUGGAAAGAAAGUACCAUCUUACAAGUCGGUCGCUUUGCCGAGAAAUGUCUGGAGAAAAGGAAACCUGAUGUUUUUUAUGAACUCUUGUAGUCAAAGACUGGUGUACUUUUGAGUAUUAAAGGCACUGGACACUAGUGGUAAUUACUCAAAAUAAUUGUUAGCAUUAAACUAAUUACUUGGUAAUGAG
This is a messenger RNA of Asterias rubens (European starfish), 2615 nucleotides long. Its product is annotated as fatty acid amide hydrolase-like. The transcript has 16 exons. The record is from RefSeq and is a predicted model, not a curated record. Bases 680 to 2518 code for a protein of 612 amino acids. Lineage: Eukaryota; Metazoa; Echinodermata; Asteroidea; Forcipulatida; Asteriidae. Gene Ontology annotation, molecular function: catalytic activity.